AUGUCGUUCCGUAGCCCUCCUAGGGUCGCUGCCAAUACCACCUACACUCUCGCCACCGCGGUCCUCCCUCUCGACGAGAACACCACCGAGACCCUCCAAAACGCCCACCAAGCCCUGCACAACGCUCUGGUCAAUCUCGAAGCUUACGUCGCCACUCAUCCCGAAUGUGCCCGUGCCGUGCAGGAGAACUUCACCGCUGUGUUCCAGGGCGCUUGUGGACCCUCCAUGGUGAUGGAAGAGCACAUGGUUACGGCCAUGGUCACGGCUUUGGGGAUCUUUGUGGUCUUCAUGCUCACCUGCAUGUUGCGUUGA
Molecule: messenger RNA, 312 nt
Organism: Zymoseptoria tritici IPO323
Lineage: Eukaryota; Fungi; Ascomycota; Dothideomycetes; Mycosphaerellales; Mycosphaerellaceae
Exons: 2
Coding region: 1-312 (103 amino acids)
Source: RefSeq, a predicted model, not a curated record